Messenger RNA from Doryrhamphus excisus (bluestripe pipefish), 4969 nucleotides. RefSeq names its product leucine-rich repeats and calponin homology (CH) domain containing 4 (gene lrch4). Gene Ontology annotation, cellular component: cytoplasm. Lineage: Eukaryota; Metazoa; Chordata; Actinopteri; Syngnathiformes; Syngnathidae. The record is from RefSeq and is a predicted model, not a curated record. Gene Ontology annotation, molecular function: protein binding.
ACUUCCUGGCAGAUUGACAGCUUCACAGCGCCAGUAGUUGUAUGACGCUAGUCGGGGGAUAUUCGAAAGCUUUUCUAUUCAUCUACAAAACAAUAUUCUACUCAAAGAGAUCUAUUUUUAGAGUUUAAAGGGACUGACUGUACCAUAGAGGGACACGGACGCCCAAAACAAAGUAAGAAGGGACGCCCGAAGUGCGUGUUUGAUGGCGGCUGGGGAUGGAGCCCAGCUGCCGGCCACAGUAGCGGCCAGUCGGAGUGUGGAGAAAGCCCUGGAGGACGCCGCCGCUAGCGGGGCUCUCAACUUGGCAAACCGAAAGCUGAAGGAAUUCCCUCGGAGCGCCAGGAACUACGACCUGUCCGACAUUACCCACGCAGAUCUGUCCAAGAAUCGUCUGUGUGAGCUGCCAGAAGAACUUGGUCAAUUCAUUUCUUUGGAAACGCUGAGUCUUUACCACAAUGGCAUGCGUUCACUGUCCUCCUGCCUGGGCCACCUCCAGGCCCUCACCUACCUCAAUCUCAGCCGAAACCUUCUAUCAAGUUUGUCCCCGUCAGUGUUUGAGCUUCCUCUCCUGCGAGUGCUCAUCAUCAGCAACAACAAGCUAUCUUCACUGCCCGCCUCCAUAUUCUCCCUCGCACAGCUCCGUCAGCUGGACGUGAGCUGCAAUGAGCUGCAGUGUUUACCACCAGAGCUGUGCCAGCUGGAGUGUCUCCGGGACUUAAACCUGAGGAGGAACCAACUCACCACUUUGCCUGAAGAAAUCUCAGAGCUCCCACUAGUUCGACUCGAUGUGUCCUGCAAUCGCAUCACCCGGGUGCCCUUGUGCUACCGCCACCUGCGGCACCUUCAGAGCAUCUUGCUGGACAAUAACCCACUGCAGAUGCCACCUGCGCAGAUCUGCUCCAAGGGCAAGUACCACAUCUUCAAAUAUCUCAACAUGGAGGCCUGCAAGAGGAGCCAGGAGGAGCUGGAGAGACACCUAAGGCCCACAGGUUUCAACAGCUGUUUGUCAGAUCAAGAGCUGUUCACCGGCCAGUUUGGAGGCCUGGACUCUGGUUUUAACAGCGUUGAUAGUGGCAGCAAAAGAUGGUCUGGAAACGAAUCAGCAGAUGACUUCUCGGAGCGUUCCCUCCGCAUGUCCGAGGUCAGCAGAGACCAGAGAAACCUGGAGGAGGAGAAGGAAGAAGAGGAAGAUGUCUCUCUUCUAGAAUCUAACAAAGUCAAUGGCCAAGCUGAAAAGACAGACUUCAUUGACAGCAGCGUGACCGAGGAAGAGGACGAUGAGAUGAACCACCACGAGAUGGACCCCCCUACUCCUACUACUCCUACUCCUACUCCCCCUCCUGUAGUGGUACAUCGAGUGCAGCUGAAGGAGAGAGAGUCGUCGUCCCACAAUAACGACUCCACAAAAUGCCGAGCCGCUGUUCAUGUGGAGGUCUCCCUGCCCUCGUCACCCUCACCCUCCAGCCCCACCACGGAGGAGCGGCGCCGACCAGGCACGCUGAUCAUCUGGCAGGAGAGAGAGCGACAACAGCAGCAGCAGCAAGGAGAGAAGGCCAGUUUGCUGAAGGCACUGAACAAAACAGGAAGUUUUGUGGCCUCUGCGCCUCCGACAGGAAGUUGCUCAGAUGGUCCAUCACCAGAGAGCAGCCCAUCCCAUCGUAGCUCUCGACCGAGAUGUGCAAGCACUGAACACAUCGUGUGUUCUUCAUCAACAUUACUUAUCCAGCGCUCCAGGAGCAGGACAGAGGGACCAUCCUCCCCAAAGACGUCUCCUCCGCCCGCUCAGAACCAGAAACCCAACAGCUUCUUGUUCCGCACGUCAUCUCGCAGCAACGUCAAACCCGCAGGCUUGUCCUCGAGCGAGUCUCGCGUCACAGUUCGCUCGCCCAAAGAAGAAAGAGUGGAGGUCACGCAGCUCCGCAAAACGCUAGAGACACGGCUGAAGAUCACCUUACCGGAGGAUCUUGGGGAGGCACUGUCCAACGGCACCGUCCUCUGCCAGCUGGUCAACAGCAUCCGAGCUCGUUCGGUGUCCAUCAUCCACAUUCCGUCCCCUGCUGUGCCAAAACUGAGCUCAGCCAAGUGUCGACUCAACGUGGAACACUUUCUUGUUGCAUGUCGCAAGCUGGGCGUCCCCGAGAUGGACAUGUGUGUGUGCUCUGAUGUGCUUCUGUCUAAGCUGCCCAAUGUGCUGCAAUGUGUCAAAGCCUUGCUGGCCCUGCCAGAGGAGGGCCCAGCGGACGACCGCCCCCUCAAGCACCCCCUGCCUUCGUCGUCCUCGCUGCUGUCCACAGAUUUCCUGCUCUUCUACUGUGUGGCCAUGGUGCUGCUCUACGUCCUCUACUGCUACCUGCUCACUUAGGCUACAUCCCAUAAUAAUAAUAAUAAUAAUAAUACCUAGAACAGCAGUGUGAGUGCACAGCGUUGCUGUUAAAACAAAACACAAUGAAAGAAAGCACUACACUGGAACACAGCAGGUUAGCCUUAAUGCCUUAGCCUAGCCUAGCCUAGCCUAGCCCAGCCUGCACAUUGUAAUGCAUGAAGUUCUUUGAUACAUUUCACCAAUACACACAUUAAUGACAUAUAUUUUGACUAUGUCAAAUCAAAAAAUAUCCCCGAGUGUUUUAAAAUAGCAAUGGAGUGUAGUCCAGUGACGGGCAACAUGGAGGUAAACUUUUUUUUUGGUGUGGGGGGGAGAAAACAGGCACACCGUGUGCAUGCUUGUAUGCUGACCUGAAGCGGAACUGUGAAUGUCUACUUUAUUGUCAUCAUUUUGAACCUUCUAAAACAGGUGUGUCCAAAUGUUUACCAUGGAGGGUCACAUAAAAAAAUCAAAGGAAGGGCCAUUUUGAUAUGUUUAUGGAUAUAUAUAUAUCAUUUUUCUUUUGUAAAAAAAGGUUAAACAUGUUUUAUAUAAUUAAAAACAAAACUUUUUGUUAGUAAUAAGCGUUAACAAGUGGCGGAUAGUGCAUUUGGUACAUGGGCCUUCAGUGGGGGCCUCAAUUUCACAAUAUUCUCAAUAUCAUGUUGCAAUUAUACAAACCAUUAAUAACAUACAAAAGUGCAAUGGUAUUACACAGAGACAGGCGUUUCACACCACCAUUACUCAACACAAAACCCGCUUAAAACUUGAAUAGGUUAAAUCUUGGAAAAACAUAUCGCCAAUAUGCCUGAGUUACAUUUCUGCUUGUAACUUUGAUCAUUUCCGACCACCAAUCACCGAUAGAAGCUACCUGAAAAUUUGGGGCUCUGCUAAAUGUAACAAGGAUCAGACAACUCCAAACCUUCACACUACGACAUCAUCUGGAGCAGGCCAUAAUGAGGAUUUACUGUACAUAAAACAUGUGACAUAAAAACUUCCACUUGGAAGCACUGGUCUGGAAGUGGCAACAAAGCCUUUCCCAGGAUUCAGGGUUAGCCAACCUAUCCUUAUGAUGUAGCGAGUUUAAGCUAAAGUCCUCCUUGGGAAUGGACUGAAUGAAAUCAAAGAGUAUGUUUACUUCUCCCAUUGUGCAAAUUACGACUCUUAAUUUGCUCCGAUCAAACAAUCAAUGUGUUAUCUAGCUGGCCAAUGAGGUCAAUCUGACAUCUGAUUGGUUCAAGAAACAUCUGCAUUGCUAAUCAAGUUGAGGUGGCUUGGGCCAGCACUCCAGAUUCGGAAGGCCCUGGACAUAUUAGAUUGACAUGGCAACAUGUAGAACCAUGUUUAGGCCACUGGACUCGACUCGGCCGAGUGGUUAGCGCGUUAGCUAGGAGACCUGAGUUCGAUUACACCUUCGGCCAUGUCUGUUUCGAGUUUGCAUGUUCUCCCCGUGCAUGCAUUGGUUACCUCCCACAUUCCAAAAACAUGCUAGGUUAAUUGGCGACUCCAAAUUGUCCAUAGGUAUGAAUGUGAGUGUGAAUGGUCGUUUGCCUAUAUGUGCCCUGUGAUUGGCUGGUGACCAGUCCACACAGCUGGGAUAGGCUCCAGCACCCCCUCGACCCUUGUGAGAAUAAACGGUAGAAAAUUAAUUGAAUGCUUAGACCAACAGAGACUUAACAUUGUGCCUUUUUUUGUUGACUUUUGUUUCUAUAAUGUACCGUGGGCCAAACUUUGGACACCCCUGUUCUAGAACAUUUAAAUAACGCAAUGAGACCUAGUGCCUCGCAAUAGACGCACCACUCCUACCCUGCUGUGCCCGCUAUGAACAGCAGGGGGCAGGGUUGCUGCAUCAAAGGCCCAAAAGGCUGACUUUUUCUGUUAUUGUCCAAACUAAGGUACAAAACACGCACGUGUACAUACAUACAUACAUACAUAUAUAUAGAUAUAUAUGUUUGUCUUUUUAGGGUUGCAAAUGACUUUGUAUAAAUGUAAACAGCUGAUUUAAAUUAUCUUUUUUUUUUUUUUAUUUUGAGUGGUUUCAUUAAGAGGGCUUCACUACAAUGUUUAAAGCCAGUAAGGUUGGGUUGAAGCUUUUUGAAAUCCACUUUGACUCCAACAGGGAAUUAAAUAAUCUAAUAUACAGGCUUAAAAGAAGUGAUUUUUUUUCCCCCCAAAAAACAUUUUUUCAGCUAUUGCAUGAGUUCAAAAAAAUGAUCGAUUCCCCAGAGGCUCUGACUGUUACUUGACACUCGUGUCUGCCUUAUUGCACAUAAACAAGUCUCUAUUCGUGUUUGAGAAUGGAAUCCUAGAGCCGUGACAAGAGAUGAAGCAUUCUGUUUGAUUUCCUGCAUUUGUCAAGUUAGCUGCUGUUUUUUCUACUGUUUGUAUUUCUAUCGUCCUGCUAUUUGCAUAACUAUACUGUUUGAAUACAAAUGUUUAUUUUAUAAAAAUCCAACUUAUGGCUGGUUUCAACUGAGCAGAAAUACACUACAGUGAUCUUUUAUAUUUUAUACUUGACGCUCUGGUUUUUCCAAGUUGAUCUAUGUAGUCGUUGGCCUCUUCUCCCCUCCUGAUGUAAAGAAUUUAUUAAAAACAACUUUGUGACUU